Puccinia graminis f. sp. tritici CRL 75-36-700-3 is the source of this 2162-nucleotide messenger RNA. RefSeq lists its product as uncharacterized. Lineage: Eukaryota; Fungi; Basidiomycota; Pucciniomycetes; Pucciniales; Pucciniaceae. The record is from RefSeq and is a predicted model, not a curated record. The transcript is spliced from 2 exons. Gene Ontology annotation, molecular function: hydrolase activity, hydrolyzing O-glycosyl compounds. The coding region runs from base 5 to 1879 and encodes 624 amino acids.
CAGAAUGUCAACCCUGAAAUCUUGGAUCGGCUUGACCUUUUGCAUCCUUCUGGGCCUGGCUCAAGGGUGCGAAGCAGCUAUGGACAAGCCUAUAAGUUGUGGAGACUUAGUCCACCAUGCUGCACAGAAGGAACCCAUCCAGAUUGAACAGGCCCCACAGCUGUUACCAUUAUGUCCAAGUUGUUCUGCAAGAGCACCUUCCAUCAUAGGUGAUCCAGAUCAAACAGGAGUUGGGAAUAAGCCCGAGGAGACUCUGCAUCGUGAGCACUCGAGCCCUCAAUAUUUGAUUGGUGGCCGGGGAGUGCCCGAUGGCCGGCAGAUGCUCCGGCCGAGCCCACAUCCGGCCAGCAGCUCGGGAGGAGCGGCGAACAACCGGGGCCGGUUCAUCAUCAGGAAUCCGGCGACCGCUCAGCUUGAGGUCGAGGGGACAGGAGAAGUAGUCCGGUUUGCAAGCCUCUGUGCACCCGAUCUGUUCGAUAACGAGGGCUUCGAAAAGGAGGACACCAUGCGGACGAUCGCCCAGUUCGGGAAAUGGCCGGUGACCCGAACUUAUACCCUCAAAGUCAAAUCAACCCGGAUCUCGAGAGGACACAUCAACGGAUGGGAUCCGGAACUAGAGGAUUUCCUCUACGAUGAGGAUAUGUUCGUAUCAAUCGACCAUACCAUCGCAUUGGCUGCUCAGUACAACGUCCGAUUGAUCAUCCCAAUCAUCAACCAAGAUUACGGCUCAGAAGAGACUAACUGGGUCGGAAACUUCACCGAUCUCAUACGACAUCGUCGAGGCGUUCGCAAAGACAGACAGGGUCUGGAUUGGUGGAGAGAUGAGGAGUGUUUGGACUCGAUGAAGAAGAUUGUGAGCUUCCUGCUCAACCGCGUCAACACCUUCACCGGAGUCCGGAUCGGCGACGACCCAACCAUUCUGGCUUUUGAGACCGGUAACGAGAUGAAUUUUGGAGGGCUGAGUCCAGCCCCAGGCGACUGGACCCUCGAGAUCGCUCGCCACAUCAAGAGCCUUGCUCCCAAGGCCUUAGUCAUGGACGGCUCCUUUGCCCGGAACGACGCAAUCGAACACAGUCAUGACCACCAAGCCCUUCGAAGCGAGUUGGUCGACAUCGUAGGCUAUCACUACUACGGCUAUGGAGAUAAAUGGCGAGUGGAGAAGGAUGUCAAGGUAGCACGGGCACAUGGUACGGCAUUCAUUUGUGGCGAGUACGGCUUCUUUGCCGAUGGCCAGCAGUUCGAAUACUUCUUGAAACAUUGUGACCAACAAGGUGUCAGUGGGACCCUGGCCUGGUCCUUGCGUCCACACUCGGUCAAAGGUGGCUUCCAAACUCAUGGCGAAGGCAAUGAGAUAUGGUCCUACCAUGCACCCGGCUGGGAGCCCGCCCGGCUGUCCACCGGCCAACAUCCCGAAUGGGACCACAGGGAACGCGACGUCAUUCGGGCAAUCCGCAAGGCUGCCUUCGAGUUGACAAACCAAGAGCCCCCGCCCAUCCGACUCGAGCAUUCACCCGAGCUCUUCCUCUGCUCUAAUGGCGAGAGCUUCACCUGGAGAGGCGUUGCUUGGGCGGAUUCCUACGAGUUGUGGAUCAGUCCUGCCGGCCAAGCCGAGCCGGCCCAGGAAAUUGAAUGGAAGUUCUUCCAGGGCGGGAUCACCGAUAACAUCAAGCAAGGCCACCUCAAAUACUCUGUUGACGACAUCCUUAGACUUGUAAAUUGUAAUAGUUUGCGGAUCAUCAUGAGAGGUAUCUCUGCUGAUAACCUUCCCGGCCCAUUCUCUAAACCAUUGCGAAUUACUUCUCAAAUCUCUUCAGACAAGCUUGAUCCAGCUACUCCCUCAGGCGCUUCAAAACCAAUCAUUAAAUGCAAUAUUCUUUGAUUGUACAGUGGGAUAUCCAAUCUUUAUGACCCAUUGCUUUGAAGUUAACUUGCCCUGUUUUGAAAGUCUGAACACACUUUGAACCCUAAGUAUAGUAGUAUCUUAUCUUCAACUCAUCCCUCUAUGAGUAUCUUCUUCUUUUUUUUGCUAAUCUAUUUUUGAUCACCUUUUAUAUUGAAUAUUUCCUAGCUCAAGUCAACCACUGGUUAAUCACAUUUAUCCAGUCUAUCUAUGCUAGUCUAGUAUCAGUAAUCCUAAAUACCAUCAGUUCUUCAUCUCUUUU